This is a messenger RNA of Schistocerca piceifrons (Central American locust), 626 nucleotides long. RefSeq lists its product as uncharacterized. Bases 45 to 563 code for a protein of 172 amino acids. The record is from RefSeq and is a predicted model, not a curated record. The transcript has 6 exons. NCBI's taxonomy places the organism in Eukaryota, Metazoa, Arthropoda, Insecta, Orthoptera, Acrididae.
CCCUCGCACCCUGUCAAGCACAGAACAACGCAGAAUCACUAAAAAUGUUCCUGGGUGUGCUGCUGCUGCUGCCUCUGCUGGCUGAGGGUUCGUUCCUCAACGACCUCUUCUGCAACCUGCCUGAUGCCUCCACUGAGAGCCUCAACAUCACCACGGCGGAGAAGACGUGGUACGCGCAGUACCAGUACAACAUCCCGGGUGCGUCGCUGCUCGGAUGCCUCACUGUGGUACAGUCUCCGGGAGACAGCAGCGACGAGAUGAACAUCAAUGGCACCUUCAGCAGCCUGCCUCUUCUUCCUUGGCAUGCUCUCGGCAAAUUCAACGGCAACCGCAUGGACAGCAAAGUGGACGGCAUAUGGGACCUUCCACUGAGCGGCCCGCAUAACAUCGUCUACACCGACGCCGAGAUCUUCAUAGAACACUUCUGCGUGGCGGGAGUCGAGACUUCGUUUAUUCUGACAACCGAAGAGACUCCCAGCGACGAAUUGGAAGCCAAGAUCUGGGAAAUCGUCGAGAAUCAUCCUGAGGUGAGCAAGUCGAGAUACGUGAAAGUAACCUGCUGACGACCUACGAGUGAAAUCUACGAAUGUACUUUUUUAUGACAAAUAAAUACUGAUUUCAGCAUA